AUGGAUACUGAAAGCAAGGAUAGUACUCAGGAAACUGUUCAGGAUGUGGACUUUGUUCAGGAGAAUCUCCAGUCCAAGGUCUCCAAACCGUUGUGGAUUCUCAUUGUCCUGACGAUCCUCUCCUCCACUUUCCUUUUUUCGCUGGAUAAUACAAUUGUCGCUGAUGUACAGUCGCCUAUCGUCAAUCGGUUUGGGGAGGUGGGAAAGCUGAGCUGGCUGGGUGUCGCUUUUGUGCUGUCUGGUUCAGCUACGAUUAUUACCUGGGGAAAGCUGUUCGGCAUCUUCAGCGCGAAAUGGCUAUACCUGAUCUCGGUCAUCCUCUUUGAGGCUGGCAGUGCUCUCUGUGGAGCUGCUCCUAGCAUGAACGCGUUCAUUGUUGGCCGUGCUCUUGCAGGGUUGGGGGGCGCGGGAAUGUACCUUGGCUGCAUUACCCUGCUCUCGCUCACUACUUCCGUUCGGCAACGCCCAAACUAUAUGGCGCUCACCGGAAUCACUUGGGGAUCUGGGACUGUGCUUGGGCCGGUAAUCGGUGGUGCGUUCUCGGAAAACUCACAUGCGACCUGGCGAUGGGCCUUUUAUAUCAAUCUCUGCAUCGGCGGUGCUUUCGCUCCGAUUUACAUCUUCUUCCUGCCCCGUGGAGAUCCACAGGACAUCGGGCUCAAACAGAAGCUGCUGCAGAUCGACUAUCUCGGCAUGAUAUUGAAUGUCGGUGCUUUCACGGCCCUCAUCAUGGCUAUCAACUUUGGAGGCAAUAUCUAUGACUGGGGUGCUGGGCAAGAAAUCGCUCUUUGGGUUGUCGGUGGAGUCUUGCUGCUUUUGUUUGCUCUGCAACAGCGAUUCACCAUUGGCACUACGGAUACAGAGCGCAUUUUUCCAGCUGACUUUCUACGCCAACCUCUUAUGUGGCUGCUGUUUGCACUCAUGUGCUCUGCUUCCACCUGUGUUUUCAUUCCCACCUACUACAUUCCCUUGUAUUUCCAAUUCGUGAGAGGAGACUCAGCUCUAACUGCAGGCGUGCGAUUGCUUCCAUUUAUUUGCCUCAUGGUAGUCUUCGGAUUCGCAAACGGCGGUCUGAUGUCCAAAUUUGGAUACUACAUGCCUUGGUAUCUGACUGGUGGGAUACUGACAACCAUUGGAGGCGCUUUAAUGAGCAUCAUCGACGAGAAUAGCCCCAACAGCCGGGUCUACGGAUAUUCUGCUCUCAUCGGAAUCGGCGCGGGUAUGUUCAUCCAGGCAAGCUUCUCGGUAGCACAGGCCAAGGUAUCCCCGUCACGGGCAUCGGAUGCCUCAUCUUUUAUUGCUCUGGCGCAGAACCUUGGCAUCGUUCUUGCAUUAGCAAUUUCCGGAGCCGUGUUCCAAAACAAGGCACUCGACAAGCUACAGAGUAUUCUGCCCAACCUCCCCCAGCAUGCACUCCGGGGAGCAAUUUCGGGGUCAAACAGCGGGGUCCUUAAGCAGAUACCAGCAGAGACUCGACUGAAGGUGCUCCAUGCCGUGGUCGAUGCCAUGUCUCGCACAUACUAUCUGGUCGUAACCGCCGGCGCUUUGACGGUUGUUGGGUCUCUGUUUAUGAAGGCACGUUGA
Messenger RNA from Penicillium cinerascens, 1584 nucleotides. RefSeq names its product MDR family MFS transporter. Gene Ontology annotation, biological process: transmembrane transport. The record is from RefSeq and is a predicted model, not a curated record. Bases 1 to 1584 code for a protein of 527 amino acids. Lineage: Eukaryota; Fungi; Ascomycota; Eurotiomycetes; Eurotiales; Aspergillaceae. The transcript is spliced from 8 exons. Gene Ontology annotation, molecular function: transmembrane transporter activity.